Molecule: messenger RNA, 1026 nt
Organism: Candidozyma auris
Lineage: Eukaryota; Fungi; Ascomycota; Pichiomycetes; Serinales; Metschnikowiaceae
Exons: 1
Coding region: 1-1026 (341 amino acids)
Cellular component (GO): plasma membrane
Source: RefSeq, a predicted model, not a curated record
AUGUCUGACGAACCUAUUAAGCCCAACAACGAACCAGUGAAGCCACACAAAGCGCCAAUUACAAGCGAGGAUGAAGGUUACGUUAAACCUGAGAUGGUAGUGAAGAACUUCGCCAAAACAUACGAGACUCCCCCACAAGAUGCAUACCAGAAAUUCAUUACAGCCUGUGGUAGAAUUUUUGGAUGCUGUGGUGUUUUCUGUUUCCUUUGCGAGAACCCAUACAAGACAGUUGAUCAAGGUGAGGUUGGUUUGGUGCAGACUUUCGGUGCGUUGUCGAGAACCAUCGAGCCUGGUACCUCUUACGUGAACACUUGGUCGGAGAAAUUGUCUAGGGUGAACAUCAAAAUUAACGCUAAGGAAUUGCCUCCUCAGUCUUGUUUCACUAGAGACAACUUGUCAGUAUCGAUCACCUCGGUGGUCUACUACAACAUCAUUGACCCUCAAAGAGCCAUCUUUGCCAUUUCCGACAUUCACUCCGCCAUUACUGAAAGAACUCAGAACACCAUGAGAGACGUCAUUGGUUCUCGCGUGUUGCAGGAUGUCGUGGAGAAGAGAGACGAGAUCGCUGAGUCCGUGCAGCUGGUCAUUGCCAGAACUGCUGCCGAAUGGGGUGUGCACAUCGAGGCCAUUUUGAUCAAGGACUUGACCUUGCCUCACUCUGUUCAGGACUCCUUCGCUAAAGCUGCUGAAGCUAAGCGUAUUGGUGAAGCUAAGAUCAUCAAUGCAAAGGCUGAGGUUGAGAGUGCUAAGCAGAUGAGAAAGGCCUCUGACAUUUUGAGUUCUCCUGCUGCCUUGCAGAUUAGAUACUUGGACGCUUUGCAGAAUAUGGCCAAGAGCUCGGGCUCAAGAGUCAUUUUCAUGCCUAGUGCGGACCAGAUUGAGCGUAUAGUGCACAACCAGAGUUCGCCACAAGGAAAGGCUCCAGUUGACACCAUUGAAGAGGAGCCUUUGAGCACUACUGCCACUGGCCAGGACUCCAGUAAGCAACUCGCAGACACUAUCGCUAUUCAAGAGGCAAUGAAAUGA